Molecule: messenger RNA, 123 nt
Organism: Sclerotinia sclerotiorum 1980 UF-70
Lineage: Eukaryota; Fungi; Ascomycota; Leotiomycetes; Helotiales; Sclerotiniaceae
Exons: 2
Coding region: 1-123 (40 amino acids)
Source: RefSeq, a predicted model, not a curated record
AUGUCUAGCUCUCAUAUGAAAGCCAAGAGAAUAUGGGAUAAUGAUGGAAGGAAAUGUAGAGAAGAGAAGAAACCUAAAGACGGCUUGAGAGAGGUAGAAGAAUCAAACGUUGAAAGCGACUGA